AUGGGAAUGAAUGUAGAGGAAAGAGAGACAGUUCGUCCCCCUGAUGGUGGCUGGGGCUGGGCUGUUCUGCUGGGAUGUUUUGUCAUUACGGGUUUCUCGUACGCUUUCCCGAAAGCUGUAAGUGUUUAUUUUAAAGAACUGAUGAAGGACUUUAACUGUGGGUACAGUGACACAGCUUGGAUUUCAUCCAUCAUGUUAGCCAUGCUCUAUGGCUCAGGUCCAGUCUCAAGCAUUAUGGUUAAUAAAUUUGGAUGUCGUCCAGUUAUGUUGGUUGGAGGAUUAUUGGCAUCAGGAGGAAUGAUAGGUGCAUCUUUCACGACUAACAUUAUUCAGCUUUACCUCACUGCUGGUGUCAUCACAGGUCUCGGCCUGGCCUUGAACUUCCAACCAUCGCUGAUUAUGUUGGGGUCUUACUUUGAUAAACGCAGACCACUGGCCAAUGGACUGGCUGCAGCUGGAAGUCCUGUAUUUCUGUCAGCCCUUUCUCCAUUAGGACAAGUACUGCUGAACCACUACGGAUGGAGAGGAGGUUUUCUCAUAAUGGGUGGUCUUCUUCUAAACUGUUGCACCUGCGGAGCAGUCAUGAGACCCCUGAAACGUAAAGAAAGAAAAUCUAUGGCCAAAGGAGAGGUCUUCUCCCAAGAGCUCAACGAAAUGCUGCCUUCUAAGGUUGGACAAGAGAGUGACAAAUGUAAAAAUAAUAAUGAUGGAAGGCCCAGGAAGAAGAAGAAGCUUUUGGAUUUCAGUGUGCUUCGUGACAGAGGACUUAUUAUUUAUAUUAUUGCAAAAUUUAUAGUUGUUCUCGGACUGUUUGUUCCAACUAUUCUCCUAGUCAACUAUGCUAAGGAUCAAGGUGUGCCUGACCAGGAUGCUGCCUUUUUGUUAUCUAUUAUAGGAUUUAUUGACAUCUUUGCCCGACCCACAUGUGGUAUAGUCGCUGGUUUCAAAUGGAUGCGACCUAAGACGGCAUAUUUCUUCAGCCUGGCCUUGCUCUUCAACGGCCUAACAGAUGUUUGUUCAGCCACAAACACAGACUACAAAGGGCUUGUUAUCUUUUGUGUAUUUUUUGGGCUCUCUUAUGGCAUGGUGGGUGCUCUACAAUUUGAAGUGCUGAUGGGCAUUGUGGGAACGAGCGGUUUUUCCAGUGCACUUGGCUUGGUGCUUCUCAUUGAGGCAGUGUCUGUGCUGAUAGGGCCUCCUUCUGCUGGUUAUUUGGUGGACACUUACAAGAACUAUGAACUUAUUUUUUACAUGGCCGGAGGAGAACUAAUCACAGCUGGAAUAUUUCUCGCCGUUGCAUCAUUCUGCUGCAUUAAACAAAAGAAAAGCAAAGACUCGCCUCAAAUGCAUCAUGCUGAAGAGGCAAACAAUCACAUUAAUCAUGAAUCCUAAAAGAUUA
This is a messenger RNA of Paramisgurnus dabryanus, 1399 nucleotides long. RefSeq names its product solute carrier family 16 member 8 (gene slc16a8). Gene Ontology annotation, cellular component: basolateral plasma membrane. The record is from RefSeq and is a predicted model, not a curated record. Gene Ontology annotation, biological process: transmembrane transport; monocarboxylic acid transport. Gene Ontology annotation, molecular function: monocarboxylic acid transmembrane transporter activity. Lineage: Eukaryota; Metazoa; Chordata; Actinopteri; Cypriniformes; Cobitidae.